Molecule: messenger RNA, 1788 nt
Organism: Triticum dicoccoides
Lineage: Eukaryota; Viridiplantae; Streptophyta; Magnoliopsida; Poales; Poaceae
Product: pentatricopeptide repeat-containing protein At1g11290, chloroplastic-like
Exons: 2
Coding region: 38-1528 (496 amino acids)
Biological process (GO): RNA modification
Molecular function (GO): protein binding; RNA binding
Source: RefSeq, a predicted model, not a curated record
UCAAAUGCCCACGGGUGUGCCUCUGCCGCCAUGACCCAUGAGCGCCAGCGCCACCACCUUGCGCGACGCCGCGGCCAUCCUCGGCGCCCUCUCCGCCGCCUCCGCCGCCUCCGCCGCCCAGCUCCACGCGCCCGCCCUAAAGCUCGGAUUUCUCCCCUCCUGUCUCCACCUCUGCUCGUCCUUCCUCAAGUCCUACGCCGCCUCCGGCCGCCUGGCCUCCGCGCGCCAGCUGUUCGACGAAACCCCCCGCCGGGACAUCCCUCUAUGGAACACCCUCGUCUCCGCCUGCGCGCGCUCCCGUCAACCCCACCACGCUCUGCUCGCUGUGUCCGCAAUGGUGGGCGAGGGCUCCCGUCCCAACAACCUCUCCGUCACGAGCCUCUUGUCUGCGUGCGCGCAACUGAGGAGUCUGGUGCACGGGAGAGAGCUCCACGGGUAUGCCGUGAGGAAUAUCCCUGUUCUUGAUUUGCGCGUUCUCAAUGCGCUGGUAAGCAUGUACGGGAGAUGCGGGCGGUUCGCUGAAGCAAGCACGGUGUUCGCCGGUAUGGGGAAUAAGAGCGUGGUUUCUUGGACGUGCAUGAUCAAUGCUUGCUGCGAGAACGGACGCCCAGCAGAGGCGCUGGAGGUGUUCAACGAGAUGAGGCUUGCCGUUGUCAAGGUCGAUGAGGUCACCCUGCUCGCAGUCAUCUCAGCGUGCACAAAAUUGGAUUGUACGUCGGAGUUGGGCGAGUGGGUGGAGGAAUAUGCAUGUGAGAAUGGCUUCUUGGAGAAGACCCGUGUCGCCAAUUCACUCAUCCAUAUGCAUGGUAAGAUGGGGAGGGUGAAGAAGUCAUGUGAGAUAUUUGACUCGAUGAAUGUGAGGACUGUGGUCUCAUGGACAGCCAUGAUACAGGCACUUGCUGUGCAUGGGCAUGGGGUGGCUGCCCUUGUUCGGUUUUCGCAGAUGCUCAGACAAGGUUUCUGGCCUGAUGAGGUUAUCUUCUUGAGCAUGAUCAAUGCUUGUGGCCACUCCAGGCUAUUGAGUGAAGGGCGCCAGUUGUUCAAGUCCAUGGUCGAAGACUAUCACAUCACACCAUGGAUGGAGCACUAUGGAAGCAUGGUGGACCUGUUGUGCAGAUCUGGCAUGUUGGACGAGGCGUUUGAGUUUGUCCUGGCCAUGCCUGUGAAGCCUGAUCCCGUAAUAUGGCGUGUAUUGACCGGAGCAUGCCGUGAUCAUGGAAACAUGAAUUUAGCGAGGAAGGUGAUGGAUCAUGUGAUCGACAUGGAGCCUGACCAUGAGGGGAAUUAUGUGCUGGCAUCAAACUUAUAUGCUGCCAAUGAGAACUGGGGACGUGUUGUGGAUGUAAGGGUGGAGAUGGGUGUGAGGAAAGAGACGUCAAGAUGCAGUACUGCCCUGUCUUACAUUGAAGUCAAUGGUGAAGAAAAUGCAGAAAGCUUCUCAACUGCACAGCACCAAGGUGAGAAGCGACCCUCUCCACUUGCCAAUCGGCGAGAUCCCGACUACGAAAAGAUGUUAAGAGGAAAAUGAUGAAAGAACGUGAUCGUCCUCACCGAGUGACCGCAUCAGAGUCCUGAUGUCUAUACCAAGAACAAGAUGAGAAUCAUGUAAUUUGCUAGCCUGGAGUAUGCGACUAUUUCUUAUAUAGCUCACUUUUAAUUUGUUUGUUACCUUUUGUGUGGAUGCAUCUCCUGUGUGUUGAUCUUGUGCUGAAAAGUAGUCAAAAGGUGCAUCACAGGGUUGACAAAGUCCUGAAUAACUGCACCGGGGAGCUGGAUUUGGCCCUAAUC